AAUUUGAUUUUUGCGGUACUAAAAGGAACUACUUAAAGCGUUAUUUUCCCCCCAAAUAAGCAAGAAUGGUGCAAUAAGGACAUUUGUUGUCAACUGAUGUUUCUAUCGUCUGAGGGACGAAAAAUAUGCACAUUUUUUUAAACCGAGAAUGCUCUCUCAUGACCUUGGUUCUAUUUUGUUAAAGUUCAAACUUCUGAUAGCUUUCUUUUGGAGAUCGAAUUGAAGCAUAAUUACCUUCAAGACAUUUCAGGAUAGUUAGCUGCAUUCGGUACUAAAACAACUGUUUCAAACCGGAUACUGUUGGAUCCAUAAGAGUAAAUAAAUUCCAUACUUAGAGAACUACGUCAUAUCUCAAGUCAAUUGGGUGACGGUAGUAGACGUGAGAAAAGUGUACUUUAGUAUCAAAAACAUACGAAGCUCAUGGAUUUUGGAAAGGAACAACGGAUUUCACCCAGGGUCUAUCAAUUAGCCCAAAUAAUUUAUCGGGAGUUUGAAGUCAUAAAGAAGGUCUAUGGCGAAUCCGCAUACGGUGGAUUGGUACCUAUUGUUGUCGGUAUUCUAGAAGAAAUGGACCUCUUGACUGUGGAUAAGCAGAAAUUGGACCUUGACUUAAAUCUUUUGACUGCCGAGAAGAAUGAUAUUUCUGUACAGUUGUGUCGUCAAAAGGAGCUUUACAUAGCUGCAAAAAGACAUAUUCACUGUCUGGAAGAUGAGCUGCUUGGUAUGAAAAAAGAAACGGACAAGAAAUUCGAAGAACUUGAGGAGAAUUCGAGACACUAUCAACUUCUUGUCAAGAAUGCUAAUGAUCAUAUUUUUAGAUUAGAAGAAAGGGAACAAGAUCUUAGAUCAGAAUUAUCUGCACAAAAUGAAAGAUACACUAAAUUACUUAAAAUUUAUGUGGAUUAUAUAGAAACAAACAAUUUAUCUGUGUCAAACAACGAUAUUGAAUCGGGAACUGUAUGCAUUGGUUGUGAAAAAGAUACUGAAUCAAAUGAGCUAGUUAUGAAAUCGACCGUUAAUUCAAACCCCACAAAUGAAAAUCCCAAUCAAAUUUCAGUAGAAUCGGGUUACAUUUUAAACACGAAUUCUAGAAAUAAUGACAUUUCAACCAUUGGAAUUAAUUUAACACAUCCUCUAGAAUCUGAACCUGGUGUGAACGCUUUGCACUCUCUUGAUAGUUCUUUGAAGUCAAAUAAUGGUACCGCUUCUUUUAUUGACAUUUAUGAUGAUAUGUAAGUGUUUUACUUCGGAGUUGUUCAUUGAUUGUAACUUUUCUUUCUAUAGAUUUACUUAAAACACGAUUACGUGCUGAUGAAGUUCAGCCACUAGAAAUGUACUACAUUUGUGAGAAUAGUUGUUGUAUAUUACGUGGUUUAUUGGCUUCAGUGAUUGCGUAGAUUAUGAAACGGCUUUAGAAUCAACUCCUGCUAUGGGCACUGGUGAUGAUGUUGAAGAAAUUGGUAUGAUCAAAGAAGUUGAAAAAUUAAUUAAAGAGAAUACUGAUUUGUAUGAAACAAAAAAUGCUUUAAAUAUUUUAAAAGAUGAUCUAAUUAAAAAACUAGAUGAAGUGACCGGGUAAGUGAAUAGGCGUUAUAUAAAGUAUGUGUGCUGUGAAUUUUAUGUAGCAGUAAGUGUUGUAGGGAUGUAAGGUGACCAUUUAAGGCUUUGCUUCGAACUAAAGUUAUUGGUUCCUCUCCUGAUAAAAUCCACUUGCUACUAAGUUGUUCAACUUUUGAUUUUUUUGUUUUCAGUAAUCGGAGGGAGUUAGAUUUCUAUGAGAUUACAGAAAUAUUGUUGUUAUUAGUUGUAAACACUUUUUUCUAGUCAGAUAUGAGAAAUACUGAUAAUUUCUUAUUUUAUAGAUGUUUAGAAGGUUGGUGGGAUAAAUAAAGUAUCUCAGCCAGUCAGUCAUAAACGACAUAGAACUUGGCUCUUGUUAGCAACGGUCCAAUUUGUGUUACACCGCAUUACCAUAGGGAGUCGGAAUAAUCAAAACAAAUAUCAGAGUAGUAAAGAUAGUAACAGUAUUAUCAGUAUUAGGAACAAAGAUAAAUUUAAGCAAUGUAAUUCGAGAAUGAGUAAUGAAUUUAUGGAAUAAAAACAUAAUUUCAAAGCUGUGAAUCUAAAUGAAAACAGAGAGUUAAUGCAUCUACACCGUUGCGAUUGAUUCUGAGCCAUACCACGAUAAUCCCGUACACCUCAACCAAGUAGUCUGGACCCACCAGCAUGGCUAAAUCUAACAGUCAAUGACUACAUGAACUAAUGCCACGUCUUCAAUUUGGCCAUCCUUGGCUUUCUUCCAACUUAUUUUAACACCAGUCAACAUCAAGCGUCGAGAUAGGCAAUGGUGGGACGUAGUGUAUGUCCCGAUCACACUGGUGGCUGAAGAUUUACAAUCUUAACAACUGAUCAACCAUCCUUCCAUACUACCAUAUGUUCUACCUCAACAUUGCUCACUUGGCGGUUUUCAUCAUAUUCUAAUGAUGACCCAAAGACGCCUGUGAUCAAAUACUAGUAACCCUCAAGUGUAAUUUGCUUUUAAAUAUUACUUUUACAGCUAUAAAGUAAAACAAUGAACUGUUGCAUAAGAUACUCGUUCUUUGGUUGGGAGAUGGACAUCUCACCUACUCCACAAGUGACGUAACUCGUUAAAGUCAGGCAAGGCUUCUGAACCUGUGUAGAGAUUUCUUCAGAUAACAACACAUCAGAUUUAAUGAGAAUUCCAAGAUAAGUGAAACAAUUGGCACGCCCAACUACACUCCCUGUGAUAAAUCUUGGCGAUUUUGUGAACCAGUCAUGAAGCAACCUCUUUUAUUUGGAGGUGUUUUAAUUAUUGCUCAAGGCGUUCAGAAGACAGCAUGUUUUCAGCGCCUUCAAGGAGCAGGGCUAUGUAAUCUCUGUAUUCUAAGUCGAUAGUUGAAUCUCCUGACGUGAGAUCAGUUCUAAAGUUUAAACGAAUGAAGCGUUAUUUUAAUAAAGUAUCCGUGACAAAGUUAAGUGAAUAUGGGGAAAUUGGGCGGCCUGGCCAUUGGUUGCCUGCGUGUAGAGUCUUCACACUUAUCUUGUGCUCGUUUCGGUGACAGAUUCUACCAUAAUUCCUGUCGAUUAUUGGAAUGAAGUGGUGCCCCAGGGUCAAGAUCUGUUCAUGGUUCUCUAUCUGAUUAGGAGCGAAUAUUUGGUCGAUACUUCCACAUUAAGGCUGAAAACCAGCUUGAUUUUCUGAAGUUUGUUGUCCAUUAAACUUAGUUAAGCGUUGGAAGAUUGUUGAAGCUAAUAUUUCAGAAACUAUAUUAGUCAAACUGAUUUCUCUGUUGCAACUAGAGGAUUUUAGUUCCUUCUCAUAAACUAAUUAUGACCAGUCUGAUGGGGUUACAUACUAUUCCCAAACUGUAGCUAAUAUCCCAGUCAGUCUUAAAUUUUAGCCACCAUCCUUAAUAAUCUUGGUUAAUCUACCAGGUUUCUCUGCUCUCCCUCACUUUAGAUUACCUGUAGCCUUUUUAACUUCACUGAGAGUUAGCAUGUUUAUGGUUGUAACCCAUCCAGCUUGUUUGAUGACAGUAGACAACUGAUGGAUAGUUGAAGGCGGGUUAACCAUUCCUCUAAGUGUUACGCUCAUCAUUUCAACUGUGUGGGCUGAAAGCGGGUUAUGGUCUUAUCCUUUUUCAGAUAUGGUCUUACGACCACCAGAUAUUUGAAUACCUUUUUCUUUGAUAAGUCGGAAAAGUUAUCUGUUAUUACUUAUAACUGCCACUCUUUCUGUUUCUUGCUUUCGUCGCCUAUCACUGUUCACAGUCAUUGCGUAGACGUUUUUCAAUCUACGAUUAAGUUGCCUUUACUAAUAUCUGAACUUUCAAUUCGACUGUUUCAUCUUUGUUUCCACUGGUUAAUAGUGAUUAAGAUAACUCAUGCAAUAUGUCUGAGAUGUUCAUGCUUAUAAACAUUUAUUCGGUAUUUUUUUUAUUGAUAUCCCGAGCUAAAAUAGUCUAUUUCUUUUUUGUUUGUUUAUUAAAAUUAGUGAGAAAUCUAUGUUAAUUCAAGAAAUACAUGCUAUGCGUACCAAUAGAGAUGAAAUUAAAUCUGAAGCUAGUCGUUUAUCACGUUUAGUUUAUGAAUGUCGUGAUCAAAUAUCUAGCUUAACUGCUCGUCUUAAAAUUUAUGAAGACGUCAACGAGGCUGAUCAACGUUCAUCUAGAUUACUUCUUACUUCAAUACAACAGUCGAAAUCCUGUUGGACAUUAAAUGCAGAAAGUACAUGUCACACAUCAUCAAAGUAUCGUAAUAAAUCUGUAGAUAAUUUGAAUGAUGUUUCACCAUUGAAUGAUAUGAAUAAAACUGAAGAUGGAUACGAUUUACAGAGUACCCUUAAUAAAGUACCGAAAUUCGGUGAAGCUUUCUUCACUAAACGAGAAAUGGCUCGUGUUAUCGCAGAACGUAACAGUUAUAAAGAGAAAUUCUUGGAACUACAAGAUGCAAUGCGCUUAAUGGAUAGAUUACGAGUAGAUCAGAAAUCUCGUCUACAAGUUUCGACGGGUGAUGGUUUUGAGCGUUGGGUACCAAGGUCAUUCUUUUCAACUGUCCAGUCGGGUUUAACUGGAUUAUUCUCAACUUUUGAUCAGGCUGUUCCUUUAGCUUCUGUUUUGCCGUCAGAAGCUCAAUGUCUUAGUCCAUAUCAGUUAAAUGAUUCUAACCACUCUUGGUCACAAGGUUCUUACAAUUUAUCAGUUCAGUAUAUGAAUUCCUCAAGUAAUGGACGGAGGAAAUCUGUUGGAUUAAGAAACAUGUUUAGCAGGCUAUUUGGUUAUACAAUUGCAUAUGGUCCUGAUUCAAACACCGUUAAUGUUGGUCAUGAUUUAACUGCCGGUGUAGAUAGUCACUCAUCAGGCGAAUCUGUGUCGAAAUCACUUGAAUCUAACCUUAAUUAAAAUCGAUAUAAUUUCGACAGAUAUAUAAUGAUGUUGGAAUAGUUCUUAAAUUAUCUCAGUUGAAUAUCAGUGAUAUCUCUUUGACUAGCUUGGAAUAAUAAUUCUUUUCUCAAACUAUGUAAUUACGAUGAAAUGUAAUAAUGAUGACGUUGUUAUCAAAUUAUAAUAUUUUUUUGCAAUUUUACAAUUUACACAUCUUGUUCUCUUUUAUGUACACAACUUUAUCACUGUCAUCCAUCAUUAAUUCUACACUUCAAUUAGAUUUACAAAUUCGAAUAAAAAUAAGUAUAUUUUUUCUUUUUAUAUUCAACAGCUUUAUUGUUUUUGCUGUUUAAACCAAUUCUUUCAUAAUCGGUGCUUGUAUGUGUUAAGUUGAACGAUUUACUUCAUUUGUUUGUGUCAGCGCCUGUGUGUGUUAAUCAAAGAGAAUGUUAUUUGCCAUGCCUUCAUUUAUUAUUUUUUUCAUUUCACCAUGCCUUUCAUAACUUGUAUUUUGACUUCUGUAUUUUUUUAUACUAAAAACCAACAUUACUUGUUAACCAACUUUUGUGUAUCUAAGCAACUACGUUUUAUUGAUUAUACCAGCCGUACUUUUAAAGCAACAUCUAGUAGAAGUAGUAGUAUUCAGUGCAUUAUUUAUUUUUCUACAUUAUUUAUGUGUUCUAUUUUGUUUUUCUGUGAAACAUCUGCAUUAUCUAUUUAUUGUCUUUUUUAAAAAUGAAAUUUGCUCUGUUACGUAGCUUCCAUUAAAAAAGAAAAUAAAACUUUUAUUUAGUGAUAUUGUCCAGUUGAAUGCGCAUUAUGAUUAUGUUGUGCUGUAUAUUUUUUUUUGGGAAUAAAGUUGGAAGAACAAAACAAGACUGAGUGCAUUAUAGUUUUCCUGACAAGUCAGACAUACACUAACUAUAUUAUGACUUAAUAUAAAAAGUAACCGAUUGUACAUUUUUUGUAAUACUUCCUGUCUUGAAAUUAAGUUGUCUAACCUAUUCAUGACAGUAUUUUAUCUUACAAAAUAAAAACAAUAUUGUAGAGUUUCCAAUGGUUUUAUUUUACACAGUUUGUUUAUAUUAAAUUAUUUCUUCAUUACAUACUGAGUUAACAACAAACAUGCAUCCAACUUAGUGUUUUACAUCACCAACUAAUUCUUGUUAGAGACUCAUUGGGAUUCUUAUUCUAUUUAAACAAAAUAGCUACUCAAUGCUUCCUUGUCUUCAAUGGUUGUCUAACCAGUCAGUCCGUGGUUUGUAACUUCAAACUGAACUAUCUGUGCAACAUCAUGAAAUAACGAAGUAAUAAUUGUUUGAUAUUUAAUAAAUUAAUCUUGGGAGAUAAUCUUAGAUUUUAAAUCCAUUUAGAAAUAUAUACA
Schistosoma haematobium is the source of this 6288-nucleotide messenger RNA. RefSeq names its product mitogen-activated protein kinase 8 interacting protein 3. NCBI's taxonomy places the organism in Eukaryota, Metazoa, Platyhelminthes, Trematoda, Strigeidida, Schistosomatidae. The coding region runs from base 4026 to 4922 and encodes 298 amino acids. Gene Ontology annotation, biological process: vesicle-mediated transport. The record is from RefSeq and is a predicted model, not a curated record. Gene Ontology annotation, cellular component: cytoplasm. The transcript has 11 exons. Gene Ontology annotation, molecular function: kinesin binding; signaling receptor complex adaptor activity; JUN kinase binding.